CUCCUUUCUUAGCGUUUCCGAACAGCGCUUCUCGGACGGGGGAUAGGGACGACGCCGAUACCCGCGUAGGAGCAGGCCGCUCUCGGCAGACUAGCCCCGGGAAAGGAAUCUACCCCUGAAUAGUGACCAUUUCUCUAAUAACUCGACAAUAAAAAAAAGAAAAAAAAGAAGAGAAACACGACCGCCAUCGACCAUGAGUGCAAGCGGCGGCGGCGAGGAUUUCCCUCCCCUAUCCAUCGAAGGCCUAACGCUGAAGCGGGCCUCGGUGGAGGACGUACCCGCGAUAAAGAAAAUAAUAGACGCCGCAUACACCAAAUACAUCCCACGUAUCGGCAAGCCACCAGCGCCUAUGCUAGCAGAUUACCAAUCACUCCUCGCAACAAGCGACAUCUUUAUCCUCCGAACCGCAGACACAAACAUUCCCAUCGGCUCCGUCAUCCUACGCCAAGACCCUCUCACCAAUUCACUUAAGAUCAACAACCUCGUUGUCGAUCCCAUGGCUCAGGGCCGUGGUUAUGGCCGGAUUCUAACCGAGUACUGUGAAAAAGCAGCGCGGGCGCAAGGUCGUACAGCUUUAACGCUGUUCACGAAUAUCAAGAUGUAUGAGAAUCUCGGUCUAUAUGCAAAACUAGGCUUCGUGGAGGCGGAGAGGAAGAUUGAGGAUGGUUACGAACGGGUCUACUUUCGAAAGGAUUUACUAUGAGAAACUGGGGAGCGAAUUUUACCCGCUAAAGGCUUCAAGUAACUAUGCUGUUUUCCUUCCAGAACCUUGUGUCUGAUUGAAAUACAAUCGUCUUUAGUACAAGUCGAGAGAUAGCUUGAAUGAACAACACUGCUGUGAUAGCAGCUG
This is a messenger RNA of Hypoxylon trugodes, 850 nucleotides long. RefSeq names its product acyl-CoA N-acyltransferase. Gene Ontology annotation, molecular function: acyltransferase activity, transferring groups other than amino-acyl groups. The record is from RefSeq and is a predicted model, not a curated record. The transcript has a single exon. Bases 194 to 703 code for a protein of 169 amino acids. Lineage: Eukaryota; Fungi; Ascomycota; Sordariomycetes; Xylariales; Hypoxylaceae.